CAAAAUCGUCCAGGUCCGCCGUCUUCCGAAAGACUCGCUCUUGCCGGGGGAAGCUAAAAAGGUCUUCAGUUUAGUUUCUUUUUGCAUCUUAGAGAGGCCUUUCAUCGAAGAAGCGUCGGAUAUAGCGAGUUUGAAGUCGUCGCGGCGAGCUCUCAGCAACAGAGCGAGUUUCUUUUACGCAAUCUAAUUGGUCAAUUUGAACCUGCCGACGUCUAAACAUGGGUAAUAUUCUCUUGCACUGACACAAAGUCCUCAGGGGAGUCAAUGACUUGCCAGUGUCCACCUCCCCCGUAUUGGGCACUCCACCCCUCACUUCAACUGGUAUGGCACAGAGAGACUGGUCAGGAAACAUCUCGCUUCAGCUGCCAUCCCCACCUACAUAUACUACUUUCCACGCAGUCAUGCUACCUCUUCGUCUUCAUCUCUCCCCACCACUACCUCACAUAUCCCACCUCCACACCUCCCCCCACCUCCCCACCCUCCCUCUUCCCUCCUACCAUCUGGAUGUAAGCCACUCCCUGAUGUGUUCUCAGGGGUGGUGGCCUACCUCCAUGGCUAUGAGGGAGAUGAGGGGCUAAAGAGGGAGAGGGAGAGGUAUGUGGUGGCAUAUGACGGAGAUGUAACCAGUGACGUCACCGAUCUGACCACACAUAUCAUUGUCAGGACUGGUGCUCAGGUUCCUGAUCUGGAUUCAGAGAAGAGGAAAGCUGUGGUCGUAAAGGAACAGUGGAUUGAUGACUCUCUCAAUAGUGGAAGAAUGUUACCAAUUGACAACUACCUUAUCUGACUCAACAUAAAAUUUUCAAUGCACCUUUGUUAGCAAGAUAUACCAAUUAUAUAUUGUGCUUUUUUUUAAAUUUCGAGCCACCAUUGCAACCAAUGAUGGCCUCGUGCACGGCUGGGGGUGACCUGCGGGACCAGCUCACAUUUUACAACAGCUGCCUUAGUCAGGCUGGCCCAGAGGAAUUAUCAUUUCAGGCACGGCAGUGCGUGCUCACGGGAUCUGGACGCAAGUGCAC
Molecule: messenger RNA, 1019 nt
Organism: Geodia barretti
Lineage: Eukaryota; Metazoa; Porifera; Demospongiae; Tetractinellida; Geodiidae
Source: the annotation of a GenBank genome assembly